Laetiporus sulphureus 93-53 is the source of this 1820-nucleotide messenger RNA. RefSeq lists its product as uncharacterized. The record is from RefSeq and is a predicted model, not a curated record. The transcript is spliced from 10 exons. Lineage: Eukaryota; Fungi; Basidiomycota; Agaricomycetes; Polyporales; Laetiporaceae. The coding region runs from base 66 to 1514 and encodes 482 amino acids. Gene Ontology annotation, molecular function: RNA binding.
ACAAGCUCCUCUCUGCGUUGAACCACCAAUUGCUCUCGCUUUACAUCUCAGCUGCAGUCUUUAAAAUGGCGCCCAAGAAAGCACAGAAGAUGUCUCUGAACGAGUUCCUGGGUGAUAGCGCCCUGGGCUCGUGGGCUGAUGAAAUGGAUGCCCUCCCUACUGCACCUGCUGCUAGGAACGAGGGUGACCUUGGACGCCCAUCCGACCGCAGGAGGGAUGAUUACUUGUCCUCGCGCUCCGAUCGUGCGCCUUCGUUCAGAGAAGAUCUUCCCCUCCCUACAGAACCCCCCUUCACUGCCUUCAUUGGUAACUUGGCCUUCGACCUCACUGAAAGUGAACUCGAGGACUUCUUUGUCGGAAUGCAUACAAAGUCCGUCAAAAUCAUUCGAGACCGGGAUGAAAAACCGAAGGGAUUUGGUUACAUUGAGUUUGCUGACUUACAGGGUCUUAAAGAUGCACUCGAAAAGUCUGGCUCGAAUCUGGCAGGCCGCGUGAUUCGCGUGAGCGUCGCUGAGCCUCCAAAGGAAGGCUUUCGUGGAGGCCACGGUGGCUUUGACGAUGAGAAAUUUGCCGGGAACUGGAGGCGUGAGGGGCCUUUGCCUCCUGACCUCUCCUCCUCUCGUGAGGGCCCCCACCGCCGGUAUGAGGGUCCCUCAGGCCGCGAGCCGCCUCCGACCUCCGUCUCUGACACCGCAUCUGACUGGCGAUCAUCUUCCCGCGGCCCGGUUCGGUCAUCUACUGCAUCCUCUUUCGAGUCUGAGGCGGGCGAGCAAGGCUUUAGGCGGCGGUCCAACUUCCGAGAGGGUCCCGUCACCUCCGCUGAUACUGAAGAGAAGUGGACCAUCGGCGGCAAAUUCAAGCCGAGCGUGUCGGAGGGUCCUGGCAGUCGGUUCGGCAGCAUGCGUGGCCGCGGCGACAUGGGACCACCGCGGGACGUGCCCAAUCCGCCCGAAGAGAGCGACUGGCGGAGGCCCCGCGCGAUUUCGCGCAACAGUACCUCGCCAAGCAACUCUACACCUUCAACUCCUCAGAUGAGUCGACGCAAGCUCGAGCUCUUACCCCGAUCCAGUGGCUCCUCCGCUGUCCCUUCUCCUCUCGCGUCGCCUAAUCCGUCCGCAGCAGCGCCCAGUACGCACAAACCUAAUCCGUUCGGUGCGGCUAAGCCCGUCGACGUUUCUGGAAGGGAAGCCGCCGUCGAGGAACGUCUUGAAAAAGAACGAGAACAGUUCAAAGAAAGGGCGUCUCACUCGAUGUCAAGAACGUCGUCGCGGACGGCGUCUCAGCGCGAACGGGACCACCCGGGUAUGCGACCCGUGCAUCCCGCCUCUUCUGUCGCCAGCCCGGCCUCUCCCACGUCUGAUACGCACAAGAGUCCAGUUACGCUUGCUGCGAACGUGCGGCCAUCGUUCAGCUUUGCCAGUGCCGCCGCUGGCAAGAAAGAUGCUGCUGGCGACAGUACCGCAGAGAAUGGGGCGCAUGAGGAAACGGAGAAAAUCGACGAGGUCAAGAUCUGAUGUGCGUGACAGAAUGCUCACUGAAAAGCGUAGAUUGGACUCGCCUUAACUGCCGCCAGAACGAAUGACAGCUUCUGGGUUAGAUGCAAUGUACAUCCCUUGCUUGUCUUGUCUUCGAGUUAAUGUUAUUUUCUUUGCUGUACUGGAGGAUUCGAACAGCUCUCCUGUCUUGCACCGCCAUUCUUGAAUUAGCUAUAGCAUACGUCUGCUCUGACUGUCAGGAAUCGAUUGCACACUGGAUUAGAGUACCUAUAUGCAUUCAAAGCCAUGUACACGAACAAAUGCUCAAUGUUCAAUCAAAGACCG